Messenger RNA from Orcinus orca (killer whale), 1070 nucleotides. RefSeq names its product SPC25 component of NDC80 kinetochore complex (gene SPC25). The transcript is spliced from 8 exons. The record is from RefSeq and is a predicted model, not a curated record. Gene Ontology annotation, cellular component: Ndc80 complex. Gene Ontology annotation, biological process: chromosome segregation. Lineage: Eukaryota; Metazoa; Chordata; Mammalia; Artiodactyla; Delphinidae. Bases 183 to 917 code for a protein of 244 amino acids.
AUAGGUUUGAAAUAGGAAAGUUGGCGCGGCUGCGGGGUCCGGUUCUGGAGACCCGCUGUUGGCUGGUAUCGGUUCGUGUCUUUGUGGGGCAGGUGGUCGGGCUCAGGCCUGCCGGAGAAGGUGGUAAUUGAGCUGGGCUCCGAAACCCGCCUGUCGCGAUUGGGGAAACAUUGUCUUACAAAAUGGUAGAGGACGAACUGGCACUAUUCGAUAAAAGCAUAAAUGAAUUUUGGAAUAAAUUCAGAAGCACUGUCAGUGACACCUCCUGUCAGAUGGUGGGCCUAAGAGAUACCUACAAGGAUUCCAUUAAAGCAUUUGCAGAAAAGCUGUCUGUGAAAUUAAAGGAAGAAGAACGAAUGGUUGAGAUGUUUCUGGAAUAUCAAAAUCUGUACCAUCUCACCUUUCCACAUAGAAGGGAAAAUGUAAGGGCGGGUUCCCAUGAGAUCUGCAGGCAGAAUAAGCUCAUUCAAGAAAAGAAAGAGAAUUUGUUGAAGUUGAUUGCUGAAGUAAAAGACAAAAAGCAGGAAUUGGACGCACUGACCGCAAAUAUCCAGGAUCUUAAGGAAGAAUAUGCUAGGAAGAGGGAAACUAUUUCCACUGCUAACAAAGCUAAUGAAGAGAGGUUGAAAAGGCUACAGAAAUCUGCAGACCUGUAUACAGAUCGACUUGGACUAGAAAUUCGAAAAAUUUAUGGUGAUAAGUUGCAGUUUAUAUUCACUAAUAUUGACCCUAAGCAUCCUGAGAGCCCCUUUAUGUUUUCCCUGAGCCUAAAUGAAGCGAGGGACUAUGAAGUGUCAGAUAGUGCUCCUCAUCUUGAGGGCCUAGCAGAAUUUCAAGAAAAUGUAAGGAAGUCCAACAAUUUCUCGGCUUUUCUUGCCAAUGUUCGGAAAGCUUUUACUGCUAUUGUUUAUAAUUAAUGUAUAAAUAGUAUAUAAAAACCGUUAUCCUAUUGUGUUUCUCUUUUUAAAAAAGGUCUCAUUAUUUGUUGUUUGUCUAUAAUCCGUUUGUAUUUUUGUAACAUUUCUGUGUGCUAUUUCUGUAAAUUAUUUAAAUUAAAAUCUUAGGAAAGA